Paramecium pentaurelia is the source of this 1062-nucleotide messenger RNA. The record is from the annotation of a GenBank genome assembly. Lineage: Eukaryota; Ciliophora; Oligohymenophorea; Peniculida; Parameciidae.
AUGUCAGUUUAUUAUCUAUGCUAGGAGAUUAAGAAACCUUUAGAAUUUUCUAAAAUCACUUCAGACUCAAACCUUAGAGAAUCCUCUAUUGGUUAUAACUUAAUCACUAGUUUUGAACACUCUCAAUAGUGUAAAGCUUUUGGUUUUAAUAAUUCCAAUAGUAUUUGGGUUUUGGCUUAUGGUGUUGAAAUCCUAGUUUGUUAAAUGGACAAUUAGACUAUGAGAGUGGAAUAAAGUCUAUAAGGACAUAAAUCUUGUGUCAAUAAUAUUCUUUAUAGUAACAAAGAAGAUAUGUUCUUUUCGAUUGGAAGUUGGAAUGAUAAUGUAAUAGUUUGGACCAGAGAUUCAGAUAGAAAAUGGAAUAAAUAAUUCCUAAUCUACAAGGAAUAGUAAACUAGAGAUUUUGAAGUCGUUUAGUUAAUACUAAACAAUGAUGAAAAUGAACUCAUUGGAGUCAUGGAUUAUAAUUUUAUAGUAGUUUGGUAAAGAACAUCUGAAAACAAAUGGAUAAAUAAGUAAGUCAUAUCAAUUAGCCAAAAUGAACAUUCUCAGAUUCUUUAGGUGAGUUAUGACAAGAAUUGUAUGAAAAUAAUCAUAAUAAAUUAAAGCGGUUAAGUAUAAUUUCUUGCUAAGAAUUAAUAGAAUCAAUGGAAAAAGAGAUAAUUAAUUAAUCUUAAGGGUAUAAAAGGCAAGAAAUACUAUAAUAUUGACAAUGAUUAAUUGGUAAUAUAGACUUAAAAAAUGGAAUAUUUAUUAUUUAAUUUUAAUACAGAAAAUGAAUUAUAUGAGGAAGGUUAGGUUAAUAUGACCUAAUGUCUUUAGAGUAUGUUAAAUUAAGUAUUUGAAUAUAAUUCUUCAAUCUCACAAAGUUAGGAUGUAGUGGGUUUGAAAAGAAACGAAGAUCUAUUGAUAUUUACAAAGGAUACAAAAAAUUUAUAUCAAUAAAUCUAGACUAUAUAAUUUGAACACAGCUUUUUUUAUUAAUUUUCAAAGAAUAAUUAGUAUCUUAUUACUUGGGAUUAUUCAAAAUUCAUAAAAAUAUGGAAAUAAAAUAAUGAUUGA